UUGAUGCAUCAGUGUCUCAAUCCAUUUUAAUCUCCAAUUUGUCAACUAAGAUCAUCUUAAAAAUGAUCAAGGAAACCCUUAUCCUGUUAUCAGUGGCCGCAAUUUUCGCAUACGGUGCUCCAGCAAAUGACGGCGAAAACGGACACUCUGACCUUCAGGCUGCUGAGAGUCGAUACUACCCCAACAAUGGAUACUAUGGCAACAACGGCUACUAUAAAAAUAGUGGAUACAACAAUGGAUAUGGCUAUUCGAAUGGUUACCAGAAUUAUGGCAACACUGGAUGGGGAGGAAACUAUAACAGGCAUGGAAAGGGACAUGGAGGGUACGGAAGACAUUGGUAGAAGAUAGAGAGUUUUUUACUGAAGGUCAAAUGUAUAUUCUAAAUGUUCCUUGUGUAUAAAAUAUGUUACAUUG
Molecule: messenger RNA, 414 nt
Organism: Leptinotarsa decemlineata (Colorado potato beetle)
Lineage: Eukaryota; Metazoa; Arthropoda; Insecta; Coleoptera; Chrysomelidae
Source: RefSeq, a predicted model, not a curated record